Molecule: messenger RNA, 1080 nt
Organism: Amyelois transitella
Lineage: Eukaryota; Metazoa; Arthropoda; Insecta; Lepidoptera; Pyralidae
Product: procathepsin L
Exons: 8
Coding region: 1-1080 (359 amino acids)
Cellular component (GO): lysosome
Molecular function (GO): cysteine-type endopeptidase activity
Source: RefSeq, a predicted model, not a curated record
AUGACUGUGGGUCAUUUGAAACAUAUAUUCAUCGCUUACAACUUGACCGUGCUAAAAAGGAACCUCUAUGUAGAAGAUGGAAACGCGACACGCCAUACUGAAGAUACGAUUGAAGAUGGAUUACAGCAUUUAAAACCUUAUAUUCCUCAGGAUGUAGAAAUUGCAUUUAACAGGUACAAAGUUUACCACAAGAAAGCUUAUGACACCGACGAACACGAGAUUCGUCAAGAUAUAUUUGAAACGAAUUGGAGACGCGUAGCAUCUCACAACCGAAAGAACUUGGGGUACAAAUUGGAACUUAACCAGUAUGCAGAUUGGUCUGAACUGGAGUUGAAGGCACUUAGAGGAGCCUUACCUUCGAAGGUCAACGAUCCUGGAACUCAUCCAUUUCCCCACAAUGUGGAGGAGAUUGACAGACUUGUGGAGGGAAUUCCUGAAGAAUAUGAUUUGAGAAUGGAAGGGGAUUUACCAGUCAUUAAGAACCAGCUUGCGUGUGGGUCAUGCUGGGCUUUCGCUACCGUUGCGACGGUGGAGGCGGCCGUCAUCAGGAAACUCGGAGGUGUCCAAUUAGACCUGAGCGAACAGUCCAUGGUGGACUGCGCUUGGCCAUACGGACUUAUGGGCUGCAAUGGCGGAUUUGUAGACAAGGCGUAUAAAUAUGUAAAAGAACACGGAAUACCAACCGAGGCGGAGUAUGGCGGAUACCUGCACGAGGACGGCUACUGUCACACAAGAAACAUGUCGAUUAUGCACCAAAUCCAAGGCUACACUUUGGUUACCCCACGCAGUGUCAAUGCCCUUAAGUACGCAGUUUACACGUACGGCCCGGUAGAGGUCACUAUCCACGCCAGUGACGUCAUGAUCCUGUAUUCCAGUGGAGUAUUUUAUGAUGUGUCGUGUGAAGGGCAACGCCUUAACCACGCAGUUGUGGUGGUCGGCUACGGUUCCCGUGAUGGGGAACCCUAUUGGAUUGUGAGGAACUCCUGGGGGGAGACCUGGGGCGAGGACGGGUACGUGCUGAUGUCCGCCAGGGACAACAACUGCCUUUUACUGGACUCUCCGUACUAUCCUGUCGUUUAA